Molecule: messenger RNA, 2652 nt
Organism: Thyridium curvatum
Lineage: Eukaryota; Fungi; Ascomycota; Sordariomycetes; Thyridiales; Thyridiaceae
Exons: 1
Coding region: 1-2652 (883 amino acids)
Source: RefSeq, a predicted model, not a curated record
AUGGACUCCCACGGCACGGGCUCUCGCGCCUGGCAGCCCUAUUCGCCUCCUUCUCCUUCUGAUCAGCACCUCAGUCACCGAAUAUCAAAUAUCUCUGACAUCACAGACUACGAUACCUACUCAAGCCCAGCAGAGACAUAUAAUCCUCCUCUCCGAGGCAGGGAGUCACUCGUUUCACUUCCGUCAUCGCACGACUUGAGGGGCAACACAUAUGCCCAGCAGAAUGUAUCGCGAUCCUCUUCAAAUGUCUCCGGCUGGUCCUUGCCCUUCGCAGGUUACGGCGGUGGGGGCGGUGGUGCUUAUCAGCCCGUAGAUGGGGGCGGAGGAUCGCAUUCGCAGCCUCCCCGGAACUUUGGGCGCGGCUACUCGCUCAGAAGGAACCACGGUACCAUCGUUGAGGAGGACGACGGCCCCCGAGAGAGCAUCGAUAUGGCAACACUGCUCCCGGCCGCCGCCCCCAUGGGCACCUCUGAUGCAUACGCCCCGCUCGCCAAGGAUGACCAGAACGGCUUUGACGGCAUGCCGUACGACGUGACGGGCUUCGUGGGACCGGCAACAAGCCAGGAUGAAGAAUUCCUCAAAAGGCGCCAGCAGCAAGAAGCAAGCGGGCACCUCACCGGCGGCCUGGGCUCUGGCUUUCCCUCAUCCGGGGCCGUUAUCAAAGAAUCUGACCUGCUGGCGACCAACAACACGGUAGAUCGCAGCCUUACGCGAUCGUUUACAAAGAGGCGGCCAGUGGGACGGCGCGCUACCAUCAAGGCCCUUGCGCAGGACGAGGCGAACAAGCGUGGCGAGGUCGUCGAGGUGAUCAUGGAGGAGUCCGAACCCAUGCCAUCAGAUGUUGACCUCAGCCUUAUGGUUGGCCCGAACCCGGACGACGCCUACCCGGGCAUGCGGCGCUCAACACUGCCGGUCAAGCACCAGAGGACCGAGGUCUUCUUCCCCAAGCCCGACUGGAAGCCCUUCUCCAUGAGGUGGCCCUAUCUCCUGAUGCUGAUCAUCCUCUCCAUCCUCCUCGGCGGCACCCAGGAAGUGGUCUACCAGGUAUCCACCAGGAACCCUCUUCUGACCUUCAAAUCGCCCAACGACAUCAACCCUUUCAACUAUUUUGCCUUCAAAUUCGCGCCGACGCUACUUUCUGUUUCGUACGGCGUGCUGUGGCAGAUUACCGACUUUGAGGUGAAGAGACUGGAGGCAUUCUACCAGCUUUCCAAGGAGGGCGGCGCCCUUGCGGCCGAAUCUAUCAAUGUGGAUUACAUCACGCACUUCAGUUUUCUCCGCCCCUUCCGGGCCAUCUACUGCAAGCACUAUGCUGUGGCGGUGUCGUCCAUUGCGUCCAUCCUCGCCAUCUCCCUCGUCCCGACACUGAGUGCCGCCUCCAUCUCGUUGCAGCCUGAUCGCGACGAGCGACAGCUUCAUCCGGAGGCCGAGAAGUUCAUCACCAUUAACGCGGUGUGGUCGCGCUUCUUGACGGUCCUUCUCUUCAUAAUCGCGUUCCUAGGGUGCAUAUUGUUCUGGCAGCUCCAGACCAGGAGGUCCGGUCUCCUGGCAGACGUGAAGGGCAUCGCCGGCCUGGCCUCGAUGGCUGUCUCGGCCCACAUCCUGAUGGACUUCAAAGACAUGGACGUGGCUACGCACCAGGACAUCCAUCACAAACUGAAGAACCAUCGCUACAUCCUCAAGAACUCCACCCUCGCCCCCGACGACGAGAAUCCCGUCUCGUCGCAGGAACAGGAGCGGUACAAGGAGAACCACCUCUCCAAGAACCCUCACCCUCUCAUGCUUACCAUCUGGGGGUUCGGCCCCUUCAUACUGGGCAUCAUCCUGUUCGCAGGCCUGAUACCGGCGUUCCUAUUCACCCCGGUCAACGCCCUGACGGACAAAGCGCCCGGCGUUGUUACGGCCAUCGCCGUCUGCAUCAAGAUCUGCUGGGGCGGCCUCGACACGUCGGUCCGCAUGAUGGAGCCCUACUACAUCCUCUCGAAGCGCCACGCGCCGGCCACGACGCUCAGCCUGGACUACACGGCGAUGCCGUUCGCCCUGGUCCCCGUCAAGGCCCUGAGCAACAGGCACAUGCUCGUCUUCUUCGUCGGCUUCGGCACCGUCAUGACGGAGCUGCUCACCGUGCUCGUCACCUCGCUCGCCACCGUCGAGGGCCGCGCCUUCACCUCGCUGCUCGGGGCCAGCGGCAGCCAGGGGCACCCCGGCGGCGGCGGCGGCGGCGGCAGCGACGCCUCGGACAGCAUCGAGGCCGGGCAGGAGACCGAGGUGUCGUUCUGGAUCACGUUCGCGCUCGCGAGUUUUAUACUGGCCUACAUGGCCGCCGUGGCCGCCGUCGUGUUCGCGCGCCGGCGCCACCCGUUCCUGCCGCGGCAGCCCAACACCAUCGCGUCGGUGCUGGCCUUUAUCCACCAGAGCAAGAUGCUCUACGACUUUGUGGGCACGGCGGGGGUCGGCGGCGCCGAGAUGGUGCGGCGGCUCGAGCGCGCGGCGCCGCGGGGCAAGACGUACGGGCUCGGCUGGUUCGAGGGCCGCGACGGGCAGCCGCACUGCGGCGUCGACCAGGAGGAGCUCAUGAGCAGCUACAAGGUCGGGUACGACUACGCCAAGAGCAACCGGCCGUGGGUCGAGCAGCCGUCCGAGUGGCUGUGA